CCGGCAGCGCCAGCGCCCCACGGCCGCCAUGGACGGCGAGGCGAACGGGACCCUCCACCCGUCCUGCGGCGCCAGCCAGCCGCCCUACUCCGAGGAGCUUCUCCGGAGCCUUGACCUACCAGGGAGAUUUCUCUUUGCAACCUUGACUCUGAUGACACUAAUUGCCAUUCUGGUAUUUAUAGAGGAAGCAGUCUACAUCUACAGGAAAACCCCUUCCUCCAAAAGAUCAAUCAUAAUUUGGAUUAAUGCUGCAGCUCCAGUGAUCUCUACUACUUCAUGCAUUGGCAUGUGGAUUCCUCGUUCAACAAUGUUUACAGAUUUCACAGCAGGAAUAUUUUUUGCCAUAGUUAUCCACAAGUUCCUGAUGAUGAUGAUCAAAGAGUGUGGAGGUCAAAAGCUGCUCCUCAGGCGGUUUGAAAAUGGUCGCUUCACGAUCAGCACCGGUCCCUGCUGCUGCUGCUGCCUUUGCCUCCCUCGUGUGCCCAUCACUAGGCAAACCCUCUUUUGGCUGAAGGUGGGCACCUUUCAGUUUGCUGUCUUUCGACCUGUGCUCGUAUUUUUAUCAAUAGUGCUUUGGAGUAAUGGCAACUACGUCCUUUACAAUUUAUCUCCCAAAGAACCUGCGCUAUGGAUUAACAUCUCCAUGGGUGUCCUUACCCUUACUGCUCUGUGGGCAGUUGGAAUCGUGUUUCGAAAAGUUAGGACUCUCCUUACCUGUAAGAACAUUAUCCCAAAGUUUGCCCUGUAUCAGUUUAUUGUCAUUCUGAACCACCUGCAGACCACUAUUAUCCACAUGCUGGCCACACAAGAGGUCAUUCCCUGUGCUCCACCACUCUCCUCUACAGCAAGAGGAUCAUUUAUAGCCCAGCAGCUCCUCAUCAUGGAAAUGUUUCUGAUAACUGUAAUCUCAAGAGUUGUCUAUCGGAGAAAAUACCACGAUCUGGAGCCUCUGGAGUGCAUGGAUGAUGAAGCUGGGGACAAGAAGCAGACUCCUAAGACUAUCCUGAAUGGUGCAGUUGUUGAAGAUGGAUUGCCAAAGUUUUGUAAGCCCUCCUGUUCUGCAGUAGCUGGAAGCUCAGCUCAGGAAUUUGUAUAUUCUGGCACCACAAAUAGCCACUGUCCAUAUCAGAACAACUUCUGA
Molecule: messenger RNA, 1141 nt
Organism: Myiozetetes cayanensis
Lineage: Eukaryota; Metazoa; Chordata; Aves; Passeriformes; Tyrannidae
Product: organic solute transporter subunit alpha-like
Biological process (GO): bile acid and bile salt transport
Cellular component (GO): endoplasmic reticulum membrane; plasma membrane
Molecular function (GO): transporter activity
Source: RefSeq, a predicted model, not a curated record